AUGAGUUUAAAUGAUCAGAAAGACGCUUUGAACCCUACCACUGACGAUCCUCAGUCGCAGCGUCAACAGAAAUCAAGAAAAUCAUAUCACAAAAAGUCCAAAACAGGCUGUGGGACUUGUCGCUCGCGACGGGUUAAGUGCGACGAGGUUCAUCCAAUAUGUGGGAACUGCGUACGAUAUGGAGUAGAAUGUUUCUACGAUAGAUUCAAGCCGGGAUAUCAAUACCGACACAACACAUCUUCAUCUUCAUCUCCAACGCCGUCAAAUGUGGCUACAAGCAGAUCCCCAAGGCAUCUACUCGAGCUUCAGCUCAUGUCUCAAUUCAUAACAAAAACCGUUGACUCCUUGCCGACUUCAACCCAACCAGAGUUGGCUAAGGUGUGGCGCGAAGAUGCACCUCGAUUAGCUAUGAAGCACCCAGCUCUUUUAGAUACUAUAUUUGCCUUGGCAUCUUUGCAUCUCACAUUAACUCAGCCAUCGAGUAACUGCUCUGACGCGCAUUGCCAAUACAUGGACUCUGUGCUCAAAGCCCACCGCGAGGAAAUCCGCAACGUUACUUUGUCUAAUGCGGAUGCUGUAUGGUUUACAUCCAGUCUACUGCGCUUCACUAUUUUUGCUAGACUUCAAGAACGGAACAUUGAGCCGUACACUCUCCCGGGAGAAUGGCUUAGCCUGAUGAGCAUGGCAGGCUCAACUUUUCGAUCUAUAUGGACAUGCGUUAGAGAGAACCCCGGCUCUGAAAAGCUAGUGACAAUGGAAUUGUUUCGUGCUUCUAUCCUCGCCCAGGAAUGGCACAAGCAGCCCGACGAUGUCAGUCCUCGAGCAUUUGCACACUUGCUCGAACGAGCCAUGCCUCGUGACGAACUUGAGCCGUGGGGCUCGGAAAUUAGUGAAACAUAUGCGCAGGCAGUCGAAGCCCUGGGAAAUAUCAAAUAUGCUAUUGACUCUAAGCAAGCGACAAAAUACGUUACCAUGCGUCUUGCUGCAUACCUAGGACUUCUGCCUCCAAAAUUCGGCCAGCUCGUACUCGACAAACAACCCCGUGCUCUCGUAAUAUUUGCGCAUUAUUUCACUCUGAUGGCGGACUACACCGAUGUAUGGACAAUAGGAGCCACGCCCCAGAGAGAAAUAACAGGUCUUUCAUCACUUAUUCCUGAGGAUUGGCAGCCAUUGAUGCAUUGGCCGCUUUCUGUCCGCGAUAGCAUACGGUCAGCGUCAAACAUGGAAGCGAUUAAUGACCUGAGUCAAUUUACAAUAUGA
Molecule: messenger RNA, 1260 nt
Organism: Talaromyces atroroseus
Lineage: Eukaryota; Fungi; Ascomycota; Eurotiomycetes; Eurotiales; Trichocomaceae
Exons: 2
Coding region: 1-1260 (419 amino acids)
Biological process (GO): regulation of transcription by RNA polymerase II
Molecular function (GO): zinc ion binding; DNA-binding transcription activator activity, RNA polymerase II-specific
Source: RefSeq, a predicted model, not a curated record